Homo sapiens (human) is the source of this 2296-nucleotide messenger RNA. RefSeq names its product receptor transporter protein 5 (putative) (gene RTP5). Gene Ontology annotation, cellular component: membrane. The transcript is spliced from 2 exons. Bases 29 to 1747 code for a protein of 572 amino acids. Lineage: Eukaryota; Metazoa; Chordata; Mammalia; Primates; Hominidae. The record is from RefSeq and is marked validated.
AGCCCACACUGCGGAGCCAGGCGGCAGCAUGGACCGGGCUGGGGCAGACAUGUGGGCCAGCACCUUCACCCUGGCCAUGGCCGAGAGGAAGCCCCAGGACGUCUGGGUUCUGCUACCUGAGCACAGCCUGGUCCCGGGAUGCCUGGACGGCGGUGGUGUCCAGUACCUGCUGGUGGGGCUCUCGAGGCUCCAGUGCGGUCACUGUCCGGGGACCUGGGACUCGGCCCAUGUGCACGUCCUCUUCCACCUGUGGUGGGACAGGGCCAGCCACCGGGGGCUGGUGAAGAUGCGCAUCUGGGGCCAGCGGUGCAGGCUGUGCCCCGCACCCGGGGACUGCCAGGUGAGGCCCCCGGGCGAGCAGCCCUUCCUCAGCAGGCUGGUCUUGCACAUCCUGCAGGACUGCUACGGGGAUGGCCCCGGCCCAGCCCGGCACCCCAGGGAGGCCUAUGAGGGCUGCUGUGAGGCCUGUGAGCUGGGGGUCUGCUUCCUCCAGAAGGCCCCAGACCCCGCCUGGAGCGCCAACGCCACAAAAGGCAACUUCCCCGCCACGGCCUGGGGUGGCACUGGCACCGUCUCCAGGGGCAAACCGCUGUCCACCCCUGGCGACGACCUUGGCAAGGGUGGCGUUGUCAUCGCCAUCCCCUUCUCCCUUGUGGGUACCAGCAAUGACCAGGUGCCCAUCGCUGAGGGCCCUGCCCCCCCUGCGGGGGCCUCUCUCCCUGUGACUGGCAGCUGUGAGGCCCUGGUCAUCGGCCAGGGCUCCAUCUUCCUGUCUGGGGAUUCAGUGGCCAUGCCUGGGGGCAAAGGCUUCCCGGUGGCCAUUGGAGACCCCCUCUUCCACGGCCCCGGCCUCCUCGGCAGCAGCAUCCAGACCUUCGAGCUCAAGGGCUUCCUCUUCAAAGGCCGGGGCUCCCUCUGCAGCCCGGUUGGCGUGGCCCAGGGCUGGGGCCCCAUCUCCCUCAACAAUGGCCUCGUCCCUGUGGGGAAACACACGCCAACCGUGUUCUACUGUGUGGGCCUCUCGGCCAGCGGGGAGGGCUCCCUCACCUUCCCCUCCUCCCUCACCAGCAUCUUCACCAACACCCUCUCGGAGCCCACCGAUGGCCCUGUGGCCACUAAAGAGGCCUCCAUCACCUUCCCCUUCAUCUUUACUGAUGUCAAGGAUGCCGUUGCUGAGGUGGCUGAAGGCAACGGGAAGGAAGGAGGCGGCCAGGGCCUCGUCCCAGUGGGUCACGACGCCCUGCCAGAGACCAAUGCUGGUGGCCUCCCCUCCCAGGUCAAGGGCUCCCUUGCCCUCCCCUUCCCUGCUGAUGUCCAAGGCAAAGAUGCCUUUACUGACAUCACUGAAGGCAAAGAGAAGGAAGGUGGCCUGGUCACCGCGGGUCACGACGCCCCUCUGGAGGCCAAUGCCGAGGGCCCCAUCACGGUUAGUGAGGGCUGCAUCACCAUCCCCUUCGCAGUCUUCGAUGUCAUAAAGCGCAAGGGCGGUGGCCACGUUGCCUACGGCCCCCAGGGCAAUGGCUGCUUCUCCCAAGGCUAUUACCAGAAGAGGCAGCUGAGGUCCAGGUUCCACAAGGCCCGCUGUGGGUGCCGCCGGGAGGAAGACGAGCGCCCUGGCCGUGCCUGCCGUAGGCCGCACGCCGAGCCCUACGAGGACUUCUGGAUCUGGGUGUCCAUGACCGUGUGCGUCUUCUGGCUGAUGUGCAUGUGUCGGCUGAACCCCGGGAUCUACCCGCAGCAAGUGUGACGCCCCGAAGUUCAGGCAACCCUCGCCUCUGGGACCCCGCCUCGCCUCUGAGACACCCCCCAACCCCGCCUUUGAGAUGCCCGCCCCGCCUCCGAGACCCCGCCUCCACCUCCGAGACCCCUUUCUCUGAGACCCCCGCCUCUGAGGCCCCGCCCCCCGCCUCCGAGACCCCGCCCUGCCUCUGAGACCCCGCCUCACCUCUGAGACACCCCCCAACCCCACCUUUGAGAUGCCCGCCCCGCCUCCGUGGCCCCGCCUCCACCUCCGAGACCCCGCCUCCACCUCCGAGACCCCUUUCUCUGAGACCCCUGCCUCUGAAGCCCCGCCCCCCGCCUCCGAGACCCCGCUUCACCUCCGAGGCCCCGCCCCCCGCCUCCGAGACCCCGCCCCCCGCCUCCGAGACCCCGCCUCACCUCUGAGACCCCGCCCCCGCCAGCAGCUCAGCCCCUCCUGUCUCUUGCCCCUGGUUUUGUGGGUCUGCCCUGAGCUGUGCCUGUGUGCUCCAGCCUCUUCCUAUGUGUGUAACUUCAAUAAAACCAAGCAAAGCCA